This is a messenger RNA of Stereum hirsutum FP-91666 SS1, 792 nucleotides long. RefSeq lists its product as uncharacterized. The coding region runs from base 1 to 792 and encodes 263 amino acids. The record is from RefSeq and is a predicted model, not a curated record. Lineage: Eukaryota; Fungi; Basidiomycota; Agaricomycetes; Russulales; Stereaceae. The transcript is spliced from 6 exons.
AUGCAAACCGAUCUCUGCGAACACUGCGGUGUACGACCCAAGUUCGUCGAAAACGGCGUCAUGCUUGAGUAUUGUGGUAAAUCGUGUGCAGUCAAUGCCAAACUGGCUCAAGCGAAACCAAUUGCUCCUGUGUCGAAUCCCAUCGCCAACACCGUACCCGCCUCUAAUAACACACCGGACCUCUGCACGGUCUGUGGCCAACGUCCUAAGCACAAUGACGGGACGAGAACAUAUGAUUAUUGUGGCAAAUACUGCGCUAGCCAGGUCCAAUCUGGCGCCCCAUCUGCUGUUCCCGUCACAGCUGCGCCAGCCAUAGUGUCUGUGCCACCUGCCACCUCGAACCUUUGCACCAUAUGUGGCAAACGGCCUAAGUUCGAUGAUGGUACCACGGUGCAUGAUUAUUGCGGGAAGGCUUGCGCGGCAAAGGCGAACACCACUAGCGGAAACGUGGCCCCCCUUCCGAAGACGAACAACCCCGCAUCCGCCCCAAAGCCAGCAGUAUCAAGUGCACCCGCCGCCUCUAACCUAUGCCCAGUUUGUGGCCAGCGUCCUAAGUUCAACGACGGUAACAAGGUUCACGACUUCUGCGGGAAAGCUUGCGCUACAAAAGCGCAAAGUGCGAAUGGCGUAACACCGGCACCUAAACCUGACCUUUGCACGGUCUGCGGACAACGCCCGAAGUUCAACGAUGGCAAACGAACGCUUGAUUACUGCGGUAAAUACUGUGCGAGCAAGGCACAGGCGCCGCCGCCGGCAGCGACCGUUCCGGCUGUCAAGCCUGUGAAUGGCUGA